Molecule: messenger RNA, 517 nt
Organism: Carya illinoinensis
Lineage: Eukaryota; Viridiplantae; Streptophyta; Magnoliopsida; Fagales; Juglandaceae
Product: cyclin-dependent protein kinase inhibitor SMR4
Exons: 1
Coding region: 97-291 (64 amino acids)
Biological process (GO): regulation of DNA endoreduplication
Source: RefSeq, a predicted model, not a curated record
AUAUUCUCGAUAGCUCGCUUGUGAGUCCAUUUUCUGAUUUCAAACUUUUGGAGCUCGCAGAACUACGUUGUAACCGCGAUUUCUUGACUACUGAGUAUGGAGGUGGACGAGAGAUCUGAGGACGGGUGUAUGACGCCGAGGCAGAGUCAAUAUCAGAUUCCCGCAAUCUCCGUUUGUCCGCCGCCGCCGAAGAAAAAAUCGGCAAGCAGAACGAUGCAGGACCCGCCGAAGAACGGGUAUUUCCAACCGCCCGAUCUUGAUUCCCUGUUCGCUGCUAUAGUUGCCUCUUAGAGCAAGAAGGGAAGCCUGUGCUGGGCAAAGCGUCAUGUUUUGCUUUCGCUUUUGUUGAUUCAAGAUGAAAAUAGAGCUGUUUUGUUUGGUAGAGAGAGCAUUUGAUUACUUUGUAUAUUUGUAGUAGUUUUGGUACGGAGCAAAACGAAUUGCUUGCGUAGAUGAAUUAUCAGCAAAAGUAUAACCAGUAAUUCUAUUUAGAUUAUGGAUUCAUUCCUUAGUUUGA